Messenger RNA from Penaeus chinensis, 944 nucleotides. Its product is annotated as neuroligin-2-like. Gene Ontology annotation, cellular component: cell surface; postsynaptic membrane; synapse. The transcript is spliced from 2 exons. The coding region runs from base 2 to 568 and encodes 188 amino acids. The record is from RefSeq and is a predicted model, not a curated record. Gene Ontology annotation, molecular function: signaling receptor activity; neurexin family protein binding. Gene Ontology annotation, biological process: neuron cell-cell adhesion; synaptic vesicle endocytosis; postsynaptic membrane assembly. Lineage: Eukaryota; Metazoa; Arthropoda; Malacostraca; Decapoda; Penaeidae.
CAUGGGGUGGGCGUGUGUCCCUUGGCGCGUCGUCCUCGCCGGGGCGGCGCUGCUGGCGCUGGCGGGCGAGACGGGCGUGGGUGGUCUCUACCACCCGUCGCCUGUCGUGCGGACGCGCUACGGCAGCCUCCGCGGCCUCAUCACCACGCCCAACUUCGGCGCCCUCCAGCCCGUGGCUAAGUACCUUGGCGUGCCUUACGCGGCUCCGCCCGUACGCAAGCUGCGUUUCAUGCCGCCCAUGUCACCUUUGGAGUGGUCGGGUAUCCGCAAAGCGGAGACGCUGCCGCCCGUUUGCCCACAGAAGUUGCCCGACGUGCACAACCGGCGGGAGGCGCUGCGCGGGAUGCCCGAGGGCAGAUACAACUACCUGCAGCGGCUGAUUCCGCUGCUGCAGAACCAGAGCGAGGACUGUCUCUACCUCAACAUCUACGCUCCCGUCAGAGACCUUUAUCUCCACCAGCCAGGACAGAGGUUACGGCGACCACACCUCGCACCUCCAUUAGCAUGGGCGAUGCAGGAUUGUGUAAAAUCGCGCACUUUUAUAUUCUGGCGAGUUGUUGUUUUGUAGCGCUACAUAAACGGUUUUCAGGAAACGUUUUUCUUUUCAAAAUAAAGCAGUUUGAUGACUUAGGCAGUCUGAUGAUCUCAGGCACUCAACCACAUUUUGAGUAUACUGAACUUGUAUGUUAAAACAAUAAAUAAAUAUACAUAAUUUUGUUCAAUUGUAUGCUUACUUCUGUAUAUUGUCUUACGGGGAAUGGAGAAAUAAAAGUAUUCUAUAUGGGCAAUUAAUGACUUAUAAAUAUAUGAAAACAGCACCAAUAUUGAUAAUCUUAAUGAUUAGUGGGCCGCCUCCAGAAUGGCCGCCUGGAGUUCCGGCCCGGGUCGGGGCGGCCCACUCCUGUAGCAGACUAUGCAUUUCCAGCAGACUGCCCAAACAGCAG